Messenger RNA from Lactuca sativa (garden lettuce), 1792 nucleotides. Lineage: Eukaryota; Viridiplantae; Streptophyta; Magnoliopsida; Asterales; Asteraceae. The record is from RefSeq and is a predicted model, not a curated record.
CAGACACAGGUCGGUGGAUGGAUUCACCGAAGAAAUCUUAACGAAAUCUUCGAAGCACAGUCACAGUCGUAACAACUCCCAGACCGCCGUGGAAUCUUUUUCGAACUCUCCUCAUCCACCCGCCGACGGUUCCCCUGCCGCUGCUGUCCAGAAAUGGUUCUCCAACAUCCUUAAACCGCCCAUUGCCGGAGAUUCAACGACUUCCACUGCAUCACCACCUGCCACCACAACACCUCUAGACAUUAUCCCACCUCGAGUAUCCACCCACCGCCGCUCUCGUUUCGAAAACCAAUCUUCUCCACCACUACCACCAACAUCACCCUCCCCCACCCACCACACCACCGCCGCCGACUCAACAGCUGCCCUUGUCCCACCUCGACUAUCAACCCACCGAAGAUCCAGAUUCCAGAACGACCCUAAUGCAGCUCAACCCCAAAUAAUACCACCUAGAAGAACCAUUAAAACCACCGCCACCGCAACUCCGGUGGACACAAGAUUGUUGUCUCCGCCUAAGCACCUCAUUGAAUCAUCUCAACGGAGAUCAAUAUCAUCCUCUACAUGCUCUCUUACAGAGAAACAUAUCCUUUCGCCGCCGCGGAAUCUAGUGGAAUCAGCUCAACGGAGAUCGAUUUCAUCAUCUACAUGCUACACAGACAAAAUCUCGAUGAAAUCUAGUCCUAUACACGGCGAACCAAAGGAUUCAGAACUAGGUCAACUGGAUCUUAAUGCGUUCUUGAAGGAGCAAAGAAUCAAAAUCCUAAAGCUACUGAAUGGGGAAAUCAAAGGAAAAGCGAAGAUUGUGCUCUCUGGACAUUCAAACAGUACAAGUUCAAUGGUGGCAGCGAUUUGCCAUGCAUGGUUGUUGGAUACUCGGAUGAGAAGCAAAAGGCAUGCGGUGGUUGCAGGGGGCGGCAGCACCAUGGAAAUGGUGGUGCCGGUGUUAAAUGUGAGAAGGGAAAAGAUGUGGAAGCAGCGGCAAGCCGCCUGGCUCUUCCACCAUGCUGGUGUUGAUGCCGCCUCCAUCCUCUUCGCCAACGAGAUUGAAUUGGAGGUGCUAAUGAUGAACAAACAGUUAAGCAUCCUCGUCGUCGGGCAAGACAUCCUCAAGAAUAAUGGGGAGGUUGGAUCAAAGUGCACCACCCUUACGGAUAAUUAUUGUGAAGAUGCUUAUGAUCUACUUCAAAACCCCGUUUUGAAAAAACUUAUGCUUGCGGGUAUUUUAUUAGACACACAAAACUUGAACACGACAACUACUAAAGAUACUGAGGCUGCGCGUUUGCUUUCCGUAGGCUCUGCACCCAACUAUGGAAAUAGUUUGUAUGAUCAACUGACACAAGAACAAAGAGAUGGUGCUUUCUUUGAAGCUUUAAGGCAGAACUAUGGGAAACCUCCUAAUGAGAGCAACCAUGAGAGGAUAUCAACAACUGAAGACAAAGUUAUCGAGAGAAUACAUGAAUCCCCAAAAGCAUUUGAAAAAGGCUCAAGAAAGGAUCCAGAUCAAGCAAAAACUGACACUCGUAUACCAUCAGGUAUUGGUUUUCAUCGUUUAUAUGAUUAUAGAAUGACAGAAAAAAUUAUCUAUAAUUCAUGUUCUAUCACUCAUUUUAUCUUCUAACAAUAUAAGUUGUUUCUAACUAAAACCAUUUUUCUCAUGUCAGCUAAACCAAAACCGCCAGCAAAACAGACACCUUCACCAGCAAAAUCAGGUGAUGCCCCUCGCGACAAGGGAAAGAACCCGUUUUUCUUAGCAAAAUGGUUUGGUUUCGGAAAGUGACAACAUGUGAUUCCAUUU